Molecule: messenger RNA, 534 nt
Organism: Zasmidium cellare ATCC 36951
Lineage: Eukaryota; Fungi; Ascomycota; Dothideomycetes; Mycosphaerellales; Mycosphaerellaceae
Exons: 1
Coding region: 1-534 (177 amino acids)
Source: RefSeq, a predicted model, not a curated record
AUGCCGUUUGAGGUUCGCUUUUUCGACGCGAAAGACCUGCUCGAGGGCCUGCACUCUCGCGGCGUGUUCCUGGACAUGCGUCUUGCUUCCAGACCCAGCCAGGUCAAGAUUGUCAUCGAGAACUCUGGGCACCCGAACGGACUGCAUGAUUGGCAGGCGCCUCCCUGCGCUCUGCAGUGGACCACUGCCGAGAUCGUCAUCGACAACAAGAACCUUCGCAUGUAUUCCAUCUACCGCAUCGCCAUUGCCCUGUACAAAUGCGCGAGCUUCAUAGAUGAGAAGAUGCAGAAAGGAGAAGCUUCCGACUGGGACGAGGAGACGGGCACGGUUUCCGAUCCGAGUUGGGGGGCUUUCUUCAAAAAAUCGGAUUUGAAGGCAGUGGUGUCGGACGCGCCAAAGUACUACUGGUUCUCGUCGAGAGAGGAACUGCGUCCGUUGUGGCAUGGAGCGUCGUACGCCCAGGCUUGUGACUUUUUUGCCCUCCGCAACGGCAACAGGCAACUGCCGACCCCUUCGCUAGUGCCGGACGAGUAG